Messenger RNA from Elgaria multicarinata webbii, 1574 nucleotides. Its product is annotated as SLAM family member 5-like. The record is from RefSeq and is a predicted model, not a curated record. The coding region runs from base 118 to 963 and encodes 281 amino acids. The transcript is spliced from 7 exons. Lineage: Eukaryota; Metazoa; Chordata; Lepidosauria; Squamata; Anguidae.
UGCUGCUUCUCGAGAACCUCUUCCUCUCUUGUUAAGAGGAAGCUGAGGCAGGAAAGGCGGAACUGUUGCUUACCACAACUGUUCAUUGGCUUGAGGCUCGACAGUAGACAGAAAACCAUGAGGUGGCUUUGGAUUGUGGUGAUUUCUCCUCUGCUAGCCCUUCAAGCAGAGGAACAGCAGGAUCCUUCUGAAGUUGGCCAAACCAAACUUCUCCAACGAGUGAAAGACGAGCCUGUUAACAAGACGUUGCAGGAAAGUGAAACUGACAGGAUGUGGGUCAACGACAGUAAAGCCCACCCCUCAAAUGGCAGCUGGGGGAUCAGCACUACCCCUCUUCACACCACCGUCAAGAGCAGCACAGAAUCUAAUACGAGGAGGUUGCCCGAACCAAGCAUCGCCAUCCGCUCCGUGAACGGGACCUGCAACGUCACCUUGCAUUGUGCUGUGACAGGAGGAGGAGGAGGAGGGGACGUGAGUUAUACCUGGACAAACUCUAAAAUGAGCGCGGUCCUUUCCAAAGAUCCAACUCUGCGUCUCACUCAGAAGCCCCCAAAUGGCUCCUUGGACUACACCUGCACCGUACGGAGCAAGGAGAGCGAGAACUCCAGGACCGUUUCUCUGAGUGACCACUGCCACGAUCCGCCUUCUCUCAGCCAAGGACUCCCUGCAUCCUUUUAUGCGAAAUACAUCAUCCCACUUUUGAUAGUUCUUGUUCUGUUGCUUGGCCUGUUCUUCAUGUACAGACGAAAGAGAGGAGGAGGAAGCCACAGCAGCACGGCAUCGAUCUAUGAAUCUUCAGACUCUGACGACGAGGAAGACCCUGCUGAGAUUGCCCGGCUGGACUCUUCCCGUGAGGCCUUCACGGCGAUUCCUGAGGAGGCCCUGGAAGCGACGGAGGCGUCGCCCAUCAACGAAGACCAGGCCGUCUUGGGUACGCAGGAUCGGCCCCCAAGCCAGAUGUGAUUCCCACUUCAGACUCUCGGUUCAGGCUCUUACAUCCCGCCGUUAAAGAGGUCUCAGGGUGUGGAACUAGGAAAGGCCUUUUGACCGGGCACCUUGGAGAGCAAUUGCUAAUCAUAGUAAAUGCUGGAGACAGGCCAACUCGUGAUACGGAAACCUCUAGCCUCUCUUUACUAUUUAAUUCUCCAAGAUAAUACAGGAAAAGUUUGGACUUCCCUAACCAGAGAGGGUCACCCUGGUCCACUUGAUACAGAGCAGCUGAAGACCUUUUUUACACACCUUAAAGGCACGCACCACAGGACGUAUUGGCCAUUUGUCUUCAUCGUCUUCUUCCUCCUCCUCCUCCUCCUCCUCCUCCUCUUUGUCAUCGUCGUCUUCCUCCUCUUCCUCUUCCUCUUCUAAUCUCACUCUUCUUUUUCUCCUGGGACUCCCUGCCACUCUAAACUGUGCUCUGAUCAUUUCCAAAGUUUCCAAUGGUUUUUAAUUGUGGCCUUGUGUUUUUUAGUUCAUUGUGAAGUGGAACUGGCAGGCUGCACCCACCAUGAAGCAGCCCGAGGAGGGUGACAGGCCUGUGAGGGGAUCAGGGCUGUGGAGGCCGGUGGCUCCGAUGGCAG